AGAGGGGCGGGCUUAAGUAGUGUACGCCACGUGCUUUGUGUGUGAGCUGUAGUCAACAGUCAGAGCUAAUGCUAAUAGAACUUUGGCGAAAUGGUUCGGAAAUUGAAGUUUCACGAGCAGAAGCUCCUGAAGAAAGUUGAUUUUAUUAACUGGGAGGUGGAUAACAACCUACACGAGGUUAAAGUGUUGCGGAGAUAUCACAUCGAGAAACGAGAGGACUACACCAAGUACAACAAACUGAGCCGAGAAGUCAGGGAGCUGGCACGGAAGAUCCGGGACCUGGACGAGAAAGAUGGCUUUCGCUCUCAGAGCACCUCCGUUCUACUGGAGAAACUAUACAGUGUGGGUAUCAUUCCCACGAAGCAGAGCUUGGCUCUCACUGAGAAGGUCACGGCCUCCUCCUUCUGCAGGAGGCGUCUGCCCACCAUCAUGGUGAGUCUGCGGAUGGCUCAGAACCUAAAGACGGCCAUCACCUUCAUCGAACAAGGCCAUGUACGAGUCGGACCGGAGAUAAUCACAGACCCGGCUUUCCUAGUCACCAGAAAUAUGGAGGACUUUGUGACCUGGGUUGACUCCUCCAAGAUCAAACAGCAUGUGAUGAAUUACAAUGAAGAGAGGGAUGACUUUGACCUUGUGGUGUAGAUGUGUGUGGAGGGACUUGUCGUUCGGUCCAUAUUCCAAGGACACCGCAAUAAUUGAGAACAAGACUGUGUGUGCGCGCAUGACUAAGAACUGGUGUACAUUAAUGUAUGUUCCUGCUUGUAUUUUGUAAGAAGAUUCCUUGGGUCCACACUGAAAAAAAGUUCACUUUAUUAGGCAGGAAUUAAGUGUUCAGUUGUUUGUAUAUGGGAGUUUUUAUGCGAUUUCUUAUUAAAGUCCACAUAAUUAUU
Conger conger (European conger) is the source of this 890-nucleotide messenger RNA. It is a transcript of the gene imp3, whose product is annotated as IMP U3 small nucleolar ribonucleoprotein 3. Gene Ontology annotation, biological process: rRNA processing. Bases 91 to 642 code for a protein of 183 amino acids. Gene Ontology annotation, molecular function: rRNA binding; snoRNA binding; structural constituent of ribosome. The record is from RefSeq and is a predicted model, not a curated record. The transcript is spliced from 7 exons. Gene Ontology annotation, cellular component: Mpp10 complex; small-subunit processome; small ribosomal subunit. NCBI's taxonomy places the organism in Eukaryota, Metazoa, Chordata, Actinopteri, Anguilliformes, Congridae.